Molecule: messenger RNA, 2021 nt
Organism: Eruca vesicaria subsp. sativa (arugula)
Lineage: Eukaryota; Viridiplantae; Streptophyta; Magnoliopsida; Brassicales; Brassicaceae
Source: the annotation of a GenBank genome assembly
AAAAAAAAAAAAAAAUCUCAUGAAUACAAGAAAACAAAAUAACGAAUAAUAUAAUGAUGCUGAAAAAGCUGAAAGUGUUCUCAAAGUCUUAUGGCAAAAAUUAAAUAUUAAGACGCGACAGUAAACACAAACAAAGAGACAGAAACGUGAUCCAGCCUCCACGACGGCGAAGAAUACGGCGGAGAUUCCUAACAACGAUCAUCUUCUUUGACAUUUCUGAGAUUUGAGGUUUCUCUGAUCUGAUCAUGGUGAUCGCAGCUGCUUCUUCUUUUUCCCUCGGUCCAUCUCAUUGCCAUUACUCUUACACGGAUGACUCCUCUUCCUACAAAAGACACAGCAACGCAAGAAACCGUGUCUUUGAUGGUUCUGCCUCUGCUAAUCUCUCUGUUUUAAGUUCCAGAUGCAAGAUACCUUCUUUUGGAUCAGCCUUUCAUGUAUCAACCGGUGGACAUGACCUUGGCCUCACCAAAGUUAACGUUGCUGCUGAUUACUCUGACUCUGUUCCUGAUUCUUCUUUCUACGGCUAUCAUCCACUAGAAGAUCUGAAGCCUGGCAAAAGAGUCCAGGAGACAAAACUCACUCCUGCUGAAGUAGCUAGGACUACUGUCGAGGCUAACAGCAGUGCUGUGUUGGUGUUUCCUGGAGCCAUUCACUGUGAACCACACGAUCAUAACUCAUGGUCUGAGUUUAAGUAUGUCAUUGAUGAUUAUGGAGAUAUCUUCUUUGACAUUCCUGAUGAUGUGAACAUCUUAGAAGAUCCUGGAGCUAGCAAUCCAGUGAAAGCCUUUUUUGGAAUGGAUGUCCCACGCUACGAAAACUCACGGCUCCAUGAGGAAUAUAACAUUUCAGAAAUUGGCAAUCUUGACCAAAUCAUCUUUGAUGACCAUUAUUUCGAGAUGAUGGAUUCUGAAGCUGGAGAUAUUCCUGUUGAUUGGGGAAUGCCUGACACUUCCAAUGGUGUUCAUCCUAUCUACUUUGCCAAACACAUGUCAAAGGCUAUCAACAUGGACUAUGACAGGAAAAUGGACUAUCCAUCUAAUGGUGUAUCUAUACUUGGAUGCCUUAGGCCAGCUUUCCUUGACGAGGAAUCUUAUAUAAGAAGAUUGUUUCUCUCGGAAGAUAGAGAUGACUAUACCUGGGAGGUUCAAGGUGAUAAUAAUCCAAACACUAGUUCAAGACAUGAUGAGAAUGAUAUGAGUUCAAGUCUAUAUAGGUUAGAGAUUGUGGGAAUUGAGCUUCUCUCCCUCUAUGGAACAGAGUCUUCUAUAAGCUUACAAGACUUUCAAGAUGCUGAACCUGACAUCUUAGUACACUCUACUUCUGCAAUCAUAGAGAGGUUCAACAACAGAGGGAUUAGUUCAGACAUUGCACUUAAAGCUCUCUGCAAAAAGAAAGGUCUUCAUGCAGAGGAAGCUAACCUGAUCAGUGUUGAUAGUCUUGGUAUGGAUGUGAGAGUUUUUGCAGGCGCACAAGUCCAAACUCACCGUUUCCCUUUCAAAACAAGGGCUACAACAGAAAUGGCAGCAGAGAAGAAGAUGCAUCAGCUACUGUUCCCACGCUCACGCAGAAGGAAGUUGAAGUCUAACGAUGAGAGUUUGAAAGACGCAUACCGUUAAAAGAAGCGGUAACAAAAUAAUUAAACAGAGGAAGGAGCUGUCUUGCCACUGGAUCUGUCUGGUGUGCUUACACGAGUUCUUUGCUCUGACGUUUGUGUACAUAAAGAUGAGCUUUCAAGUGACCGUUACUAGAGCUGUGUGGAGAUGCCGCCGCUUCUUACAUUAUCAUAGUAAGCUAAAGAAUAAAGUAGAAGUUGAUACAUUUGAAGUAACUUCUGUAAUAAGUCCAUGUUGUUCUCAAAAGUAAAAUCUUGUUCUGUUUUUACAACUAAAUUAAGAUCAAAUAAAACUUUUUUUCCCUCUUCAUAGUUAUCAAUUGUUAUUGAUCAAACUUCUGUAAUAAGUCCAUGUUUGUUCUCAUACUUUGGCAAGACUAUGAGAACAAAACAGAAGUGUAUAAGUUUG